GGUCGUGCAGGUUAUUCGCACAUAACUAUUAAUAGCACAUAUUUGUAUAUAACCCGUUUUAGCUGGUUAUUAUUUAAAAUAUGAAACUAAAGUGAAGUGUUGAGUGAUAAAUAUUGCUAAUUUAAAUCUCGAAAAUUAAAGAAAAUGUUAAGGUAAAAUAGGGUUAAUUAAAAAGUGCAUUUCAAAUCUGAUGUGAUUAGAUAACCUGAUUCAUUUGAUGAUCGUAUCAUAUUAGAGCAAUGAAGCAAGUGAUAAUACUAGCAAUUUUUAUAUUAAAAGUUCAAAGUGACGACGAUAGUGGCUGGGCUUUUGUAGGCGCUCCUUUAGCGGCAGCUCGUCCUUGCAAUGGUUCCAAUGAUAUAUCUCUGUCUUUCGAACCCGGUCACCCACCUGAAGAGGAGAAUCAAUACAACCUGUUUUUAAAUAAAAAAUAUCCGGCACAAUCUAAAAUUAUAUUGAAAUUUGAUACCGGUGCCAGUAUCACAUUGCACGAUAAAAGUUUUGCUAGAGUGUCUUCCAAUCCAGAUAACUCGUUCACAAUUCGUUUUUUCAAAGCAAACCAUGGAGUUGGUUUGACAGUAAAAGGACUGAUACCUGGAGUUAUACCCUAUUUAACGAGUGUUAAAAUAAAUACUCGGGAGUAUUGUUCUAAGCCUUUGGUGGGUGUUCUAGACUCAUACUUACAAGGUUAUCAAGAUACAGCUGAAACUCCUGAUCUAAGACCAAAAGAGAACUGUGGAAGACGACGAGUUACGCACACAGAGCUUAUUGUUAACGGAGCCUUGACGAAACCAGGAGACUGGCCUUGGCAUGUGGCUUUAUAUAGAAUUGAUCAUUCAACUAUAAAAUACAUUUGUGGUGGAACACUUAUUUCCAAGAAUCAUGUCUUAACAGCUGCACACUGUACUACAAUUCGAGGUGUCCCUGUGCUACCAGAAACUUUGAGUGUAGUUCUAGGAAAGUUUAAUUUGAUCGGAGGAGACACAGAAUCCCAAGAAAGAGAGGUAUAUAGUAUUAUUAUUUAUGAGCAAUUUGACCACAGACUGCUAGAAAAUGAUAUUGCCCUAGUGAAACUGAAAUCUGAAGCAGUAUUUAAUGAUUACAUACAGCCUGCAUGUUUGUGGUACCCCAAAGCUGUGGAGAGACUACCGGGUACAGAAAUCUUUGGUACCAUUGUAGGAUGGGGAUUCGAGAAUACUGACGCCUUAGCACCUCAGUUACGAAAAGCUAAAAUGCCCAUUGUAUCGGAGAGCACGUGUUUAAAGAGUAAUCCUGUCUUCUACUCAAGGCUUCUUAAAAAUAACAACAAAUUCUGUGCGGGCUAUCGUAAUGGAACAUCAGCGUGUAAUGGUGAUAGUGGAAGCGCUUUUCAAGUAUUCCUUCCAGACACAGCUAAAGAUGAUAACCCAGAUGCCGUUGGGUCUUGGUACGUCCGCGGAAUCGUGUCUGUUACAUUAUCGAGAGUAGAUGCGGCCAUUUGCAAUCCAGAGCAAUAUGUCGUAUUCACAGACGUUGAAAAAUAUAAAAAUUGGAUCGAAAAACAUAUAAACAACAAAAUGAAGAAAGUCAUAUUAUAUUUAAUGAUUCUAUGUUGUAUAGAGAUUCAAUGUGUGGAAGAAUCGAAAAUUUUUGUUCCAACCUACAAUACUAACCCGUGCAAUGGUUCCGAAGAUAUAAAGAUUUCAUACGACUCAAAUGUAUCCAAGGAGGAACAAUAUCAAUAUAACGUUUUGAUUAACAAAACAUUCACAAAAAAUUCGAGAAUAGUUUUAACUCUUAGUUCCGAUAGUACGGUCACCUUGAAGGAUCCAAGUUUUGCAAGAGUAUACCCAAGGAGGAAGACAACGUUCGAAAUACGUGUAUUCAAACUACAUAGUGGGCUUAUAUUCAAUGUACAAGGACAAAUACCAAAAACUGUACCACAAAUCAAGAGCCUAAUUAUAAACAAUAAAGAACAUUGCAGGCACCCAUUGUUGAGAUACUUUGAAACCCAAUAUUGGGAAAACAAAGACUACAUUCAGAACGUAUACAGGAAGUCAGAAGGGACUUGUGGAAGGCGAAAAGUAGUAACCACUAAGUAUUUGCAAGGUGUCUCUUCUACAAAACCAGGCGACUGGCCAUGGCAUGCGGCUAUUUAUAAACACGAUAACACAGAAAUGAAAUAUAUCUGUGGUGGAACACUUAUAUCAAAUAAAUAUGUAUUAACAGCUGCUCAAUGCUCGUCCUCAGAAGGUUAUCCAUUUGUGCCGGAAACUUUGAGUGUAUUCCUUGGGAAAUUCAAUUUGGUUGGAGGUGAUGAAGGCUCUCAAGAAAAAGUGGUAAAUAAUAUUAUUAUCCACGAGAAUUUCAACUACCGGAAUUUAGACAAUGACAUCUCACUACUGAAAUUGAAGACUGAUGUAGAGUUUAGCAAUUACGUACAACCUGCGUGCUUGUGGUAUAACAAAGCGUAUAAUUAUCUGCAAACUGGUGAUGUUUUUGGAACAUUAGUAGGCUGGGGUUUCGAUACAACUGACUCAUGGUCGCCACAUCUCCAGCAAGUUCAGCUACCGAUGGUUCCUGAAAGAGUUUGCCUGCAAAGUAACCCUCGUGCCUACUCUGGAGUUCUUAACAGUAAUAAGUUCUGCGCUGGCUAUGGCGUAGGAGAGGUCAGGACACGUGGUCAAGGAACAUCAAAUUGCAAUGGCGACAGUGGCACUGCCUUCGAAAUCUUCAUCCCGGACAACGUGAGAGACAAGGGCACGGACGCGCCUGGUACGUGGUACGUUAGAGGCAUCGUGUCAUUGACUGUCCCUCUUCGCGAUUCGCCGGCCUGUGACCCUAACCAGUACGUCGUGUUCACCGACGUAAACAAAUACAAAGACUGGAUAGAUUACCACUUAAAAUAUUAACUCAAUAACAUGACUGUUAAGGUCUAAGGGACCCCGUGAACGAUAAAAAUUUUCGUCAAAUAAAAUUGUCAAACAUACAAAAUGAAAAUGUCAAACAAGUUUGUAAACAUAUUCUAGUUAUCGGGUUGCCUGAAGAAGAUUAUAUUUUUAUGAUAAAAAAUAAUUUAUUAGACAUUAAUGUAACUAUUACGUGACUUUAUAUGCAUUUAUGAUAAAUAUAUUAUUUAAAAUUAGAAUCUAAUAACAUAUAAUAAAAUUUUAAAUCAAG
Bicyclus anynana (squinting bush brown) is the source of this 3159-nucleotide messenger RNA. RefSeq lists its product as uncharacterized. Gene Ontology annotation, molecular function: serine-type endopeptidase activity. Gene Ontology annotation, biological process: proteolysis. The coding region runs from base 240 to 2891 and encodes 883 amino acids. NCBI's taxonomy places the organism in Eukaryota, Metazoa, Arthropoda, Insecta, Lepidoptera, Nymphalidae. The transcript is spliced from 14 exons. The record is from RefSeq and is a predicted model, not a curated record.